Messenger RNA from Phyllostomus discolor (pale spear-nosed bat), 286 nucleotides. RefSeq names its product binder of sperm protein homolog 1 (gene BSPH1). The record is from RefSeq and is a predicted model, not a curated record. Gene Ontology annotation, cellular component: cell surface. The coding region runs from base 22 to 282 and encodes 86 amino acids. Gene Ontology annotation, molecular function: heparin binding. Lineage: Eukaryota; Metazoa; Chordata; Mammalia; Chiroptera; Phyllostomidae. The transcript has 2 exons.
ACUCCCUGUGUCUUUCCAUUUAUGUACCAGGAAGCAACCUACUACAGCUGCACCACCGCGCGCAGCGACUACGCCUGGUGUUCCCUGGACGCGAAAUUCAGACGCCAGUGGCGGUACUGCACGGGGCAGGAUCCCCCCAAGUGCACCUUCCCGUUCAUCUUCAAGGGGAGAUGCUUUCAGAGAUGCACGAAGGAGCACUACCUUUUGAAUCGUAGCUGGUGUUCAUUGACCGGAAAUUACGAUAAGGAUGGAAAAUGGAAGCAGUGCUCUCCUCACAAGUAAGCUG